Molecule: messenger RNA, 1902 nt
Organism: Dermacentor silvarum
Lineage: Eukaryota; Metazoa; Arthropoda; Arachnida; Ixodida; Ixodidae
Gene: Tpi
Product: triosephosphate isomerase
Exons: 7
Coding region: 180-926 (248 amino acids)
Biological process (GO): gluconeogenesis; glyceraldehyde-3-phosphate biosynthetic process; glycerol catabolic process
Cellular component (GO): cytosol
Molecular function (GO): triose-phosphate isomerase activity
Source: RefSeq, a predicted model, not a curated record
AAGGCGCCGAAAGCCGAAACGCCCCGCGCAUCACGUCCGCUCGGCGUCGUCGGCGUUUCGAAGGGGCGAGGGUUGGCAGGGAAGCAGCUCCGAGAUCGACUUGACAUCCGCGUCCGGAGUAGCAGGAGGGUAGCCCGGUUAAUUCUUUGGUAACGAGAAGCAGUGUACCCGCCGCGAACAUGGCCGCCCGCAGGUUUUGCGUUGGGGGAAACUGGAAGAUGAACGGCAACAAGAACACCAUCAGGGAUAUCUGCAACACUCUGAAGGGAGCCAGUCUCGACCCGAGCACAGAGGUGAUUAUCGCGUGCCCGGCGCCGUAUCUGGACUACUGCCGGAGCUUGCUUCCACCCUCUGUCGCCCUCGCAGCUCAAAAUUGCUACAAGGUUGAAAAAGGUGCUUUCACUGGCGAAAUUAGCGCUGGGAUGAUAAAGGACUGCGGUGGCCAGUGGGUCAUAUUGGGCCACUCGGAGCGCAGGCACGUUUUCAAGGAGACUGACGAGCUCAUUGGAGAAAAAGUGAAGCACGCCUUGGAGUCUGGCCUCGGCGUCAUAGCCUGCAUCGGUGAGCUGCUGGAGGAGAGGGAGGCCAACAAGACCGAGGAAGUGUGCUACCGGCAGAUGAAGGCAAUUGCGUCGCAAAUCAAGGAUUGGACAAAGGUUAUCAUCGCCUAUGAACCUGUCUGGGCCAUUGGUACUGGGAAAACUGCUACUCCUGACCAGGCUCAAGAAAUUCACGCAAAGGUGCGUAACUGGAUGUCGACCAACGUCUGCCCAGAUGUGGCUGCAAAGAUUAGGAUCCAGUAUGGAGGCUCCGUGACUGCUGCAAACUGCAAGGAACUGGCCAGGAAGCCCGACAUUGAUGGCUUCCUCGUGGGUGGCGCAUCCUUGAAGCCAGAGUUUGUCCAGAUCAUCAAUGCUCGCCAGUGAGCGGGCUUUCAUCGGGGUUAGCUCAAUAUAUUGUAGCUACGAAACCUGCAUAAAUUAAAGCAUUGUGUUUGUAAGUUUCUUGUCCCUUGUUUGAAGGAAAGCAUACAGUUGAGCUUGCUCGAUGUUCCUAUGGUGCUUGAACGCGACAAAUUCUUUUGCUUCUCGAUUUAAGUGCUUCCCAAAUAGUUUGUGAAAGCGUACUUGAGUGACAGUCCUCGUUAAUAACUGCUUUCAUUUUGAAAGGUGAAAGGUUGUAGUUUGUACCUUUGCAAUCUACGUUUGCUAGCGACUAUACUGUGUUUCACACAUCAGGUGCAAUGCUGUGGAAGCUACGCAAGAAGUACGGUCACCAAAAUUGGUCACUCCGCGUGUUCCGUCUAUGCUUCGCUGCGGGCCAACGGCAAAUUGAUCUAAAACAACGUGUUAGCAGCAGUAUCAGUACAUGGUUUGUUUAUUUCUACUGGUAAAUUAUUUUUUCAUUCAGAAUUCAGCUUAUCUGAAGAACAAUUUCACAAAAAUCUGUCAAUAACACCAAAUUAUUUGUAAGUGCAAAUGCAGCCACUGCAUUUGUAUCUCUAGCCUCCACAUCGUUGCACCUGAUGUAUGAAACUGAGUAUGGUCACCAUAAAAUGUUGUUCUUACAUAGCCCUUGAAUUGAGCAUCGGUAUCACUUUAAGUGCUGCCUCCCAUGUUCAUGUGAACAUGGUUGCAGCUUAACUUGUUGUCAUAUCCUGGAGAGUAAGAAAAUGGCAACGUUUGUGUGCAGAAGAGCUUGGAAACAGGGAAGCUACAUGUAGCCUGCUGCAACUGCUCAAGGUGUUUACAGUAGUAUUCCAUGUGAAUCAUUUGCUGUGCUGUAGUUGGUCAUGUGGGUUUGCCGUUGUAAAAGAGUUGUUUAGCUACUGUAAAAUGUGCUGUUCUCUUGGUAUUUUCUAUAAUAGUGCCAUGCCAUUACGAGUAAAGAUUUGGUGGGUGU